Messenger RNA from Trichomonas vaginalis G3, 564 nucleotides. RefSeq lists its product as uncharacterized. NCBI's taxonomy places the organism in Eukaryota, Parabasalia, Trichomonadida, Trichomonadidae. The coding region runs from base 1 to 564 and encodes 187 amino acids. The transcript has a single exon. The record is from RefSeq and is a predicted model, not a curated record.
AUGAGAGAUAAAAUCUAUGAUGCAACUCCUCUUGGUUUAAUAAGGCCAAAUGAUUAUGUUGCUCCGCCAAAAAUUGAAUUUUACUCUAUGACAUAUCCAGAGUAUUAUCUUGGUUAUAUUGAAGUUAUUAAUAAGAGUUGUGAAUCAAAUUUAAUUUAUGAAGAAAUAGAAAACAAUACAAAAGCACAAUGUGAUAAUCAACAGAUGCUUAUUAAUGAAGGUCAUAGAAAGAAAGGAUCGCUAUAUAACAUCGAAAUCGGAUUGAUUGUUAUGGGUCUUUUGUUUAUUGGAACUGUUAUCUGUCUUCUUUACACUAUUUAUGCAUAUAUGAAGCGAAAUGAUAAAGAAGAUUCUGAAACAGUUCAUGAGAUGGAAGUUGAAGAAGUCAAAACAGCUAACUCUAAUGAAAUUGAAGGUGUCACAUAUGACAACCCAUUAUUUACACGUGGCAACUGGAAUGAUGAUCCAUUCAAAGACGAUUUUGAAGAGAAUGACAAUAACGAAAAAGUAAAUUACUUUUUGGGCAAAGAUCUUGAAGAAGCAUCUGAUGGAAAAACUAAUUGA